AUGAACUAAGAGGUUUAGUCAGAUUCAAGCUAUGUAUCAGCUGAUUUGCAUUUUGAGGUUAUAAAUAGUAAACUAGAUAAAUUAAUGUAGAUAGUAACAUUUACUGAGAAAAAACCUUCUAUUUAGAUGUAGGAUUUGUUAUAGCUUAAUGAUAAAGAAGAUGAAAUGUUAUUAUUUCAAAAGCAAGUAACUUUGGAAUUGUAGAAUAUAGUUAAUGAGCAGGAGAAUCAACUUAAGUAAUACAGAAACUAAAACUAAAAAAAAUAGAAUUAGUUUGAAAAAGAAUUUGCAUAAUUAUAGGAUUUCUAUUUCAAAGAAAAUAGAAAAUUAAAUGAAAUGGUGGAAUAUUUAGCAAAAGAGAAUCUUAAAAUUAGAGAGUAAUAUUGCGAGCAAACAAAAAAUUAUUAUAAAUUGCUAGACUUCAUUAAAAUUUUUACAUAAGGCUCGUUAUAAGAACAAACACGAAAAUAACUAGAAUAAUUAGGAGUUUAAAUAUAAGAUACAGAUCAAUAAAAUUGCCUUUAAGAAUUAUCAGAUGAAAACACAAAAAUAUUAAAGAAAAUAAAUGCUCUUGAAAGAUUUUUAAUUUAAGUUUUGAGUUCUUAUAAAAAUAACAAUGAAAAAGAAGAAUUGCUAAAUUUAAAAAAUUAAUUAGAGUAGAAAAUGAUAGAAAUGGUUGAUUUAAAUAUACAAUUUUAGGCAAUUAAAGAAUAAAAUGAAAAUUAUAAAAGGUAGUUAAAGAAGGCAAAAGUAUUUACUUAAGACAAUACAAAUUAAAAUAAAAAGAAAUAAUUAUAGAAUUAUAAUAAGAAAAAUGAAUCAAAAGCAAGACAGACGAGAGGCAAAAAAAUUAAUUUUUAAGAGUUCUUAAAAGAUUAUGAAGAAUAAUUUAACGAAGUAAGUUAUAAUAGUAGCAGUUCAAGCCCAAUUAAUUCUAAUUCUUGCAAUCAAGAAGCAUAAAACAAUUUUAAUAAAAAUGUAAAAUCUAAGAAUCUACAAAAUGAAGAUGAAUCUUUAUCAGAAAUUCAUGAAAAUAUCUUUGAAGAAGAAAAAGCUAAUAAUUAAAAAAAAUUAAAUAAGUAAAACUAUAAAAACUCCAAAACUGUUAGUUCAGACGAUGAUGAAGAAUCAGAAGGAGAAGAUUAAAGCUAAGAUAGUUUUAUUGAUGAUGAUGAAGAUAUUGAUGAUAACAAAAAUUUUUAAAAAAACAGAAAGCUCUUAAAGAUUUCUGAAAAAAAGGAAAAUAAUGAUUAAAGAAAUUAGAAAAAAGGGAAUUAAAAUCUAAAAGAGAGUGAUGAAAGCGAUUUUGAAGAGAGUCUAAGCGAAAAAUUAUAAUCUGAAGAAUAUAGUAGUGAUGAAAGCGAAGGCAGCCAGAAAAAAAAGAAGAAAAAAAAUAAAACAAAUAAUAAAUAAGAAAAUAAAUAAGUUACUGUUUAAAAAUAGGCAAAGCCAAUUCCAGAAAAGAAAAAAAUUAUUUCUUAAAAUAAAAAAAAAACUUCAAAAAAAGUGUUGAAAAAAAAUCAAGAAAAUUAAGACAGAUUAUUUAAUUAGCUAGAUAUGUUUUUAAAUAUGUAAAACUGA
This is a messenger RNA of Tetrahymena thermophila SB210, 1581 nucleotides long. RefSeq lists its product as hypothetical. The transcript has a single exon. The record is from RefSeq and is a predicted model, not a curated record. NCBI's taxonomy places the organism in Eukaryota, Ciliophora, Oligohymenophorea, Hymenostomatida, Tetrahymenidae.